GGGAAGGCAUUUGCAUCAUGAACACAGGGAACUGCAGUGUUAUACAGCAUAUAUUGACUGAUGUGAAGGCAGGAAGCAGAGAAUAUCACCGGAUUAUUCAUCACAGCCAGAUUCAAAGUUAGUGAGAGGAUACCAAGGAGCUUAAUGGAGUCUCCAGUGGUGUUCAUCCUGUUCUUGGCCACACUGACUUUUACAGAUCUGGCACACAGCCAGACUAUAUAUGCGUCUAAGAACCCCGUCGCAGUGGGAAGCAGUGUUACACUCAGCAGCAAUGUCACAUCAGGCGGAUGGCUAUUCAACGGCCGCCUGAUUGUGAUAACACUAAACGAAACAUAUGACAUAUCCAGCACCUGGGAAGACAGAGUAACACUUAACACAAAUACUUCAUCACUGACCAUAAACCCAGUAACACUGAAAGACUCUGGAAGCUACGUACUGGAGAACCUAGUGGAUGGAUCUUUUUCUCAAUUAACACUUUUAGUUGAAGAGCCUGUUUCAAAUGUGACCGUUCAGACAAACAAAAUCAACCUGGUGGAGUUCAAUGACACAGCAGUACUCAUGUGCAGUGUGUCCAAAGGCACAUCCUCGUUUUAUCAGUGGUUCAAUGGGAGCUCAAUGAUCACGGCCAAUGAACAUCUUCAACUCAGCAGUGGAAACUCCAUUCUCACUAUCAGGAACGUGACCCGCUAUGAUCAAGGACCGUACAAGUGUAAUGUGUCUAACAAUGUCAGCAAUGACAUCAGCGCCCCUGUGAAUCUGAACAUCAACUAUGGUCCAAGUAACGCAAAGAUGACAGUCAUGCCCGUAAGCAGCAUAUACAAAGGCGGAUCUAAUAUCACACUGUCAUGCUCAGCUGACUCCAGUCCUCCAGCAAUGAUCACUUGGAUGAUUGAUGGAGUGUACCAAACAAACACAUCAAGUAUUGAACUACGGGACGCUACUGAGAGCAAAUCGGGAAAUUACACAUGUCUAAUUCAGAAUACAGUCACGCUGAGAUUCAGCAGCAAAACGACAGCAAUCCAGAUUGUGGAUCCUGUGAAAGCAGUAGCGGUGAAUCUUUCCCAUCCAGCAUCACUUGGUGAGAUGUUCUCUUUGAGCUGUGAAGUGAAGGGAGCUGCUGACAUGAUUUUUUGGUGGAGAAAUGGAGAAAUCCUUAUUUCUGCUGACAAUAACAACACAGCGUUUAGCCCGGACAACAAGACACUCACUAUAACUUCAGCCCAACAUUCAGAUGGUGGAAAUUAUCAAUGUCAGGCUUUCAAUGCUGUAAGCAACCUGACCAGUGACAAGUUCACAGUCACAAUUUACUAUGGACCAGAAACACCUUUUGUUUAUGGCCCAGCUUUUGCUGAAACAGGACGUCAAGCUGUCUUCAAUUGUUCUGCCGAGUCAGAGCCUCCCAGUACAUUCUUGUGGUGGUUCAAUGGAUCCAUCGUGGCCAAUACAUCAGACUAUACAACCGAUGUGUUGUCAUUAAACAUGAGCGGAGAGUACACCUGCAUGGCCAUUAAUAAUGUGACAGGAAAGAACAGCACAAACUCCACGACACUCACCGUGAUUGAGGCCAUACAGUCAGUGAUGAUCAAAAACAGCACCUUUCCGAUAAACAAUCAAAACAUCACUCUCAUCUGUGAGGUCACUGGACACUAUGACACAAUCUCCUGGAUGAAAGACAACAAGACGCUCAACAUGAACUCGUUUAAUGUCUCAUAUAUGUUCUAUAACAUUGAAAAAAACAUGUUGCACUUCACCCCAGUGACCAAGAACAGUGAAGGGACAUAUCAGUGUGUUGCGACUAAUAAGAUUGGCCAGUAUAUGAGCCAGUACAGUCUACUGGUGAGCGAUCCAAUCUAUGAUGUGAAAAUAAAUGCACCAGCCAUACCUGUCAAAGAAAAUUCCGCCUAUAAUUUAACAUGCAAUGUCACUGGAGCUGCUGAUUACAUUUACUGGAAGAAGAAUGGGCAGAGACUGCAUGGAGACAACAGAAUUAUUUUCUCAGGGGAUAACAAGACAGUCUGGUUUAGUCCACUAAAUCGAAAUGACAGUGGAGACUACUACUGUUUGGCUUUUAAUGCUACUGGAAACGUGUCCAGCCCUCCAUACAGGCUUGUUGUCAUCUAUCCAAUAGAAAAUGUGGAAGUAAAAGCACCAAUGACGCCAGCCAUAGAAGGUAAUUCAUAUAACUUAGCAUGCAAUGUAACUGGACCUGCUGAAUACAUUUACUGGAUGAAGAAUGGGGAGAAACUGCACGAUGACAACAGAACUGUUUUCUACAUGGAAAAUAAGACGCUCCACCUCAAUAUGGUGCAGCGCUAUGAUAAUGGAAACUACUGCUGUGUGGCUAUUAAUGCUUUUGGAAACUACUCCAGCCUUCCUUACAACCUCAUCGUCAACUAUGGACCAGAUACGCCCAUCAUUUAUGGGCCAGCUUUUGCGGAAACAGGAAGUCAGGCUAACUUCAGCUGUUCUGCCAUGUCAGUGCCGCCCAGCCAAUUCUUCUGGUGGUUCAACGGAUCAAUUGUGUCCAACACGUCAGUGUACACAACUAGCCUCUUGUCUUUCAACAUGAGCAGAGAAUACACCUGUAUGGCCAUUAAUAAUGUGACAGGAAAAAACAGCACAAACUCCACUACGCUCACAGUCAUUGAGCCCAUACAGUCAGUGAUGAUCAAAAACAAGACAAUUCCAAUCAACACUAAAAACUUAACUCUCACCUGUGAGGUUGUUGGGCCCUAUGACACGAUCUACUGGAUGAAAGACAACACGAAGCUCAACACGAACACCUCCUCUAAUGGCCCAUCCAUGUCCUACCAGAUUGAAAACAACACACUGCUCUUCACCCCAGUGACACUGAACAGUGAAGGGGCAUAUCAGUGUGUUGCUACCAAUAAGGCUGGUUAUCGCGUGAGCCUCCAGUACAAUCUGUUGGUGAACUAUGGCCCACUAAGUUUGACUAUUUCCUCUGCAAGUGUGUCCAUGGCAAUGACCCUGAUAUGCACGGCUGAUUCUCGGCCAGUAUGUGACUUCUACUGGUUCUUCAACAAUCUGUCAACACCUCUACAGAAGGGACCUAUGAUUGUAUUCCCUAAAACCACACCAAAUAUGGGGACGUACAUAUGCCAGGCACAGAACCCCUUGACUAAUGAAACAAUGUACAAAUAUUUUACUGUCACAGCUCACGCCCCUGCCAUCCACUUCCCAUACCAAGGCAGCCUGAUGAUGAUGGUUCUGUUUGCCUUUUCUGCGCCUGUGUUGUUCAACUGAGUUCUCCACACUGUUAAGUCUUCUGAGAAUGAAAGGCUUCUUUUUCUCUUACAUAGUGUAGUCCAUAAUCCUAAUGUUAGACAUACACAUUAUUUAAUUAGUGCAAUGCCUGCUUUUUAUGUUCAAUAUUAUAUCUGUAAACAGUAAAAAGUAGUUUUGCUAGUUUUAAUGCUGUCAUUGUAAUCACUGCUCUGGAGCUAGUUCAGAGAAUACACUUGGAGAGUUUCAUAAAGGGAAAGCAUGUGAAUGUGCUCUUUCUCGCAAAUUUAAAAUCACUCUGCCCAUUAAACUAUAUUAAUGAUAUAUUUAAUGUUAUAUAAUAUGUACUUCAAUUAUUUUAUUAUACCUUGAUUCACCUUAUUUAUUAUAAAUGAAUUAAAAAAAGACAACAUAAUGUAUUUUGUUGAGAUUUUAUUAAGCGAAAUUUUUGAAAAUAAUGAUGAUCCCAUUCAGAAAGCUAUAGUGAAAUCAGAUUCCAGUCUUACAGUUUCUUUUACACUGCAUUUGUAAAAAUUAUAACGUGUAUGCAUAUAAUUGGCAAUGAGUCUUACAAAAGCAUGAGCAUGGUUCAGAAUUAAAGUUGAAUGUUUAAAUUUUU
This is a messenger RNA of Oreochromis niloticus (Nile tilapia), 3862 nucleotides long. RefSeq names its product carcinoembryonic antigen-related cell adhesion molecule 5-like. The record is from RefSeq and is a predicted model, not a curated record. Lineage: Eukaryota; Metazoa; Chordata; Actinopteri; Cichliformes; Cichlidae. The transcript is spliced from 13 exons. The coding region runs from base 145 to 3264 and encodes 1039 amino acids.